GUUUCACGUUGAUCUCGUCGUAAAAUCGAUUGAACUCUGUUCAAACAUAGACGGGACAACUUCCUGUUACGAAUUACAAACCCUGAUCAGUAAUCACGAGCGGGUUAAGCCCUUCAGCCACCGCCCAGUCUCCUCCAUAUUUCCUUCAUAUUUUUAUUGCUUCAAAUCAGCUUUUCUCUCUCUCGUUGCCUUUAACUCGCCAAUCUAAUUCUUUCUUCUCUGAAGUUCUUCUUAUAGAUAAGUUUUUCUGGAUUUCUUUCUUUGGUGCACAAGUUGACUAUUAAUGGCUAGUAGUUCUGGGAUUGAAUCCAAUAAUGGUGUUUCAAGCUCGAAAGAAGCUGAGCCUGAGACUCCGCAGAUUCCACCUUUUAGAAUGCCUACAAUGGAAGAGAUUCGUGCACAAGAAGUCUGGAACAAUUGUGCUGUUCGCAGUGUUGCAAGUGGAGUGAUGGGAGGUGGGCUUGGGUUAUUCAUGGGUCUGUUUCUAGGUGCACUGGAUAAUCCAUUAAUGCAAGAAGAGAUGACUGCAAGGGAGCAGUUCAUUUAUACUGCAAAGCAAAUGGGGCGUAGAAGUUGGAGUUCUUGUAAGGCAUUUGCAGUUAUGGGAUUGAUUUUCUCAGCUGCCGAGUGUAUUGUAGAAAAGGCACGGGCAAAACAUGAUGUUACAAAUACAGUUGUUGCAGGAUGUGUAACUGGAGGUUCAAUGUCUGCAAAGGGUGGUCCAAAAGCAGCAUGUGUUGGUUGUGCUGGAUUUGCUGCGUUCUCAGUUUUGAUAGAGAAGUUCCUAGAAAGACAUACAUGACAAGUAUCCAGCAUUCCUGCUCCAGUUUUGCAAAUGCUAGUUUAUUCGAGUUUUAUCAAGACGAGUAUGGAAUUUUCAUUUUUGUCCCAUGCUGUCAUUUUCCAUUCAAAUGAAAUUUGUCUAUGGAAGGGGGAUGUCAUUCAAAUUCGAGUCUCAUAAGACAAUUAAAUUCUUCAAUUUGCUAUACAUUCUUCAGCAACGGGUCAUUGUAUUGAGGAUAUCUGCUGUGGAUAUCCCGACCCAUAAUUUUUACUUGAAAAAGUGACAUCAAGUAAAAUAUUGUCAUUUUUACAGGUGGUUAAUAAUAAUUCAAGUGUAAAGCCUAAACCGUUUCACAGGUGGUUAAUAAUAACCAAGAUAGUCAUAAAUUCUUAAAAUAAGAUUUCAGAUUUGUAGAUGAUUGUGGUUGUAUUAUAUCUUUAGAUGCAUUAGAGUUGCAACGUGAAGAUGGAUGCUGUAGUUUAGUUUCUAGAAACAUACUGGAGUAGCUAAGUUAAUAUUUUUCCAUUUUC
This is a messenger RNA of Manihot esculenta (cassava), 1314 nucleotides long. RefSeq names its product mitochondrial import inner membrane translocase subunit TIM22-4. Gene Ontology annotation, molecular function: transmembrane protein transporter activity. Bases 284 to 802 code for a protein of 172 amino acids. Gene Ontology annotation, biological process: protein insertion into mitochondrial inner membrane. Gene Ontology annotation, cellular component: TIM22 mitochondrial import inner membrane insertion complex. The transcript has 5 exons. Lineage: Eukaryota; Viridiplantae; Streptophyta; Magnoliopsida; Malpighiales; Euphorbiaceae. The record is from RefSeq and is a predicted model, not a curated record.